UCCGCACCAGAGGACAACCUCUGAAAAACUGCUCGCCAAUAUCAUCUCCAUUUACRAGAUUUUUCAUUUUAAAACUUAAAAACACCUCUGUAGAAUGAUGAAAAAUACAUUUUUCUUUGCUGCAUUAUUUUUACUAGAUUUCUUCACCUGCUUUCAUGCUUAUCUGCAAUAUCCCUUGCCUGACAUAGAAGAUGCAAAGUUCAUUGAAGAUUGUGUGAGAGCUCACAACACAUUUCGAUCCRAAGUGAAUCCACCAGCCAGCAAUAUGUUUCGCAUGUCCUGGGAYGCUGCUUUAGCUAAGACUGCCAAAGCAUGGGCAAAGAAGUGCAAGUUUAAGCACAAUAUCUACCUUGAAGUGCCAGGGAAAAUGCACCCUACAUUCCGACAUGUUGGAGAAAACAUCUGGACUGGCACGGCCCACAUCUUCUCUGUGGAUGCCGCUCUCAAGGCCUGGUUUAAUGAAGUCAGCAGCUAUGAUUUCAGCACCAAUAAAUGUAGUGGCAUGUGUGGUCACUACACUCAGGUUGUUUGGGCAGAGAGUUACAAAGUUGGCUGYGCAGUUCACUUCUGCAAUGAAGUUGAAAAUUUUCCAGGACUGUUCAAAGCAGCACACUUUGUUUGUGACUAUGGGCCACCAGGGAAUUACCCAAGAAAACCAUAUAAAGAAGGACAGCCAUGCAGUAGAUGCAGUAAUGACAAGUGUGUAGACAAGCUCUGUGAAAAUACAGAACGUGAGAAGCUGAUAAGUUAUGCCAACUGGCAUCCAGAUUGGGAUACACAGCCGCAGCCCCAGCCACCACGGCCCCAUCCCCCCAGGCCUCCUGUGCCACCAUCCAUCCCACCUGCUGAGCAUCCACAUCCCUCUUGUGACCAAUACUGCCUCAGUGUUUUAAUUUUAAGGCCACUUCUUCUCGUACUGAGUGCUGGUGCUGUACUUCUAGUACAACAACGAUUUCCACACACAUUUUUUUAUGAGUAAUAGUCAAUUAAGAUAUUGAUAGUCAUCCUGUAUUACUGCUGUAUUACUCUCAUACAAUUGUACUAAUUUAAAAAAAAAAAAACACUUUUGGUCAUCUCUCAUUAUCCCUGAGAUGUUUAUCCAGCAUAGGAAAGGCUGCUUCUUCACUCAAGGCAAAUAUUGGCUGUAGUUGCAACAUGCUUCUAUGUCUGUACAAGCCUCUUAGCUCUAGGGGUAGAUUACUAGAGGGACCACGGAGACUACGUAUUACUCCAUGUGCUUAACAAUCCUCCUGGAAACCUGAGGCAUYACAAAGACAUGUAUGAAGGGGCACAUCCAAAAAAAGCAGUAAUUGAUCUUCAUUAACCUUCAGUUAUCCCAGGCACAAUUUUCGCCAGAAAAUGGAGAUUUAACUGCAAAUAUUACUUUCUAUAAACAGGAGUAAAGCUUGUCAUUUGUUGUAUUUAGCCUGUUACUCUACUGUCAGUUGCACUAUUCAGUUCUGCUCUCAGUUAAUCUUUGUUCUCCAUAAAUAGAAGAAUACCAGGGAAAGAUGACAGAGUAAGGAUUAAGGUAGGGUGUCAAUGGGGAAAUCUUAAUUUUAGGAUGUGAGAUGGUGAAAAUAUCUAAAAUAAAGAGUAGAUGAAAGCCAUCCUGAGCUUUCAGGCAGCAGGAAACAGACAGAAGAUGAAAUGAGCCCAGGACAGAUUCUGGUUUAGAAAUUGAAGAUUUCAGCCUCAUUUAAAAAGACCAAACCACUGAUGGAUUCAGUUUCUUUUAAGAGACAUUUACCCCUCAACCAGGCCCCUAUUGUUCCAAUAUAUGUUUAUUAGUAAGGGGAAUAAAGCAGUCUUUCAAGACAGGAGAUUCUGGCUGAUAUUAGCAAUGCA
This is a messenger RNA of Malurus melanocephalus (red-backed fairy wren), 1848 nucleotides long. RefSeq names its product glioma pathogenesis-related protein 1-like. Lineage: Eukaryota; Metazoa; Chordata; Aves; Passeriformes; Maluridae. The record is from RefSeq and is a predicted model, not a curated record. The transcript has 6 exons. Bases 95 to 979 code for a protein of 294 amino acids. Gene Ontology annotation, cellular component: extracellular region.